AUGCCGACCCAAGGGGGCCCACGGUGGGCAAGAAGGGCUCUGCUCCUCAGCAUCCUCGGGGCUACUGCACGCUUGCCUCCCCCGAGUGCCUCCCUGCCCCAGCGUCUCCUAAGGGCCACAGGAAAUAGCACCCAAUGUGUUAUGUCUUCAUCCCUGGACUUUCCCGAAGGGUUUUUCACGAAACAGGAGCGCACAGAUGGAGGCAUUGUCAUCUACUUCCUGAUUAUCCUUUACAUGUUCAUGGCCGUGUCUAUUGUCUGUGACGAGUACUUCCUACCCUCCCUGGAAAUCAUCAGUGAAGCCCUUGGAUUGUCUCAGGAUGUUGCAGGUGCCACUUUCAUGGCAGCCGGUAGUUCAGCUCCUGAAUUAGUUACUGCUUUCCUGGGUGUAUUUAUCACAAAGGGAGAUAUCGGCAUUAGCACCAUCCUUGGAUCUGCAAUGUAUAACCUCUUGGGUAUCUGUGCAGCUUGUGGCUUGCUAUCUAAUGUGGUCUCAACGCUAUCAUGUUGGCCCCUAUUCAGAGACUGUGCAGCAUAUGCAAUUAGUGUAGCUGCAGUUCUUGGCAUAAUAUUCGACAACCAAGUUUACUGGUAUGAAGGAACUUUGCUGCUUUUGAUAUAUGGAUUAUAUGUUUUGGUGCUGUGUUUUAACAUUAAAAUUAACCAAUAUAUUAUAAAGAAAUUCAGUCCUUGGUGCACCUGUCUUGCCCAAGCUAUGGAGGAGAGCAGUGAACAACAGCCACUGAUGGGAUGGGAAGAUGAGGGUCAGCCAUUCAUCCGUCGGCAAUCAAGAAGUGACAGUGGGAUAUUUCAUGAAGAGUCUGGCUACUCUCAGCUUCCUUUAAGUUUACAGGAUCUUAGUCAGGUUUCUGAAGAUCCACCAAGUGUUUUCAGCGUGCCUGAAGCUGACUUAAAAAGAAUUUUUUGGGUACUAUCCCUUCCUAUUAUUACCUUACUUUUUCUAACCAUACCAGACUGUAGAAGAAAGUUUUGGAAAAAUUACUUUGUAAUAACAUUUUUCAUGUCAGCACUAUGGAUAUCUGCAUUUACCUAUAUCCUGGUUUGGAUGGUCACAAUAACUGGGGAAACGUUAGAAAUUCCAGAUACAGUAAUGGGCCUUACUUUAUUAGCAGCAGGAACAAGUCUGCCAGACACGAUUGCAAGUGUAUUGGUUGCAAGAAAAGGCAAAGGAGAUAUGGCUAUGUCUAAUAUCAUGGGAUCCAACGUGUUUGAUAUGCUGUGCCUAGGUGUUCCAUGGUUUAUUAAAACUGCAUUUAUGAAUGCAUCAGCUCCUGUAGAAGUGAACAGCAGAGGACUAACUUACAUAACCAUCGCUCUCAACAUAUCAAUUAUUUUUCUUUUUUCAGCAGUUCACUUCAAUGGCUGGAAACUAGACAGGAAGUUGGGAGCAGUCUGCCUGUUAUUAUACUUGGGACUUACCACAUUAUCAGUUCUAUAUGAACUUGGAAUCAUUGGAAAUAAUAAAAUAAGGGGCUGUGGAGGUUAACAUUAAUAGUGUUAUGUGGAAAAUGUGAAUGAUGGGAGAGGGAAGAGAAAGAAAACUCCAUUUCUUCAUUUAAGUGAAAUAAAAAAUAUCCUGAACUAAAACUUACUUACAGUAAUUCUUUAUCACCAAAGAAAAGUAAUUUAAAG
Messenger RNA from Lutra lutra (Eurasian river otter), 1652 nucleotides. RefSeq names its product solute carrier family 24 member 5 (gene SLC24A5). NCBI's taxonomy places the organism in Eukaryota, Metazoa, Chordata, Mammalia, Carnivora, Mustelidae. The record is from RefSeq and is a predicted model, not a curated record. Gene Ontology annotation, molecular function: calcium, potassium:sodium antiporter activity; calcium channel activity. Gene Ontology annotation, cellular component: membrane. The transcript is spliced from 9 exons. Gene Ontology annotation, biological process: melanocyte differentiation; intracellular calcium ion homeostasis; calcium ion transmembrane transport. The coding region runs from base 1 to 1506 and encodes 501 amino acids.